Molecule: messenger RNA, 2434 nt
Organism: Dermacentor albipictus
Lineage: Eukaryota; Metazoa; Arthropoda; Arachnida; Ixodida; Ixodidae
Product: thiol S-methyltransferase TMT1A-like
Molecular function (GO): S-adenosylmethionine-dependent methyltransferase activity
Source: RefSeq, a predicted model, not a curated record
CAGGGAGGGCCCGCGUGUUGCCCGUUGGCACAAUAUUGCACCAGGGAUUUAUCAGCAGGGCAAUGGGCGACCCGGAUCUUAUAUCGGCGAAGGACCAUGGCACAUAUCAAAAUAUUACCAUGUACUAUAGAAACCACAGGUUGUAUUACCCAACCCCUGUCAAAAAUCUACACAAACAGGAACAGAAAACACGUAGAAAACCCCAAACAGACACACUACCCAAUCCAUGCUCACUCAUAUACCCAGCCGUAUACUCUGCCACAUGUCAGCUAUGCUCUCAUCCAAAAGCAGAUAUUCCACAUAUAUAAAACGAAUGCCCCGGAGACUCAGGUCCGGAGAGAAUCAAAAACUUUGCAGAGUGGGAGGGCUGUAACGGAGGACACUUGAAAUCCCAUUUACAAGGUACUCAUUUCAUUUCACCUAACUUUCCUCAAAGAAAAUAAAGAGAGAAAAAAUUGAGAACAGUUUUUUCACCGCCCAGUUCAAUGCCGAUUACCCAGAGUGGGUUGCGCCAUUUCACUAGGGAACAACUAAGCCAGAAUGAAAUUCGUAGCCAAAACUUCGUCGUCGACGUCUUUCUCGAACGUUGGCCACGAACGUCUCGUGCGAUGCACCGCGUGGCGAACGCGGCACUCGCCUGGGCAAGAAGAAACGGAAGCGAAGCUCUUCUCCUUCGGCUUGUCCUUGACGUUUCCGAGGAAGAACAACAGGCAACCUUUCGGAGGAGGGCAACAUGAUUCGAGUCUCGCUCCUGACGUUCGCGACGUACCUGUCGGCGGCCAUACUGCUGCCUGCCGCCGUGCUCCUGAUGGCACUGCAGCGCAGCCACUGCUGCCGGAAGCUGUUCGCCACCUGGGUCUUCUACCCGCUGCUGCACCCGCUCAUCAAGCACGCCUUCGAGGGCAUUCGGCGCGAGAUCAUGUACGAGCUGAACGACCUCGUCUCGCACGACCCCGAGCUGCGGCGCGAGGACGCCAUCCGCGUGCUUGAAGUGGAUGUCGGACCGGGACGAAAUUUAGACCACAUCUUCAGGAACGUCAGGUACGUGGCAGUGGACCGGACCUCCACGGCCCGGUCCAAGUUCCUGCGGCGUCAGAGCCAGUACGAACACAUCACGCUGGAGCAGUGGUUGCUGACCAGCGGCGAGGACCUGGCCCAGGUGCCGGACAACCACGUGGACGCGGUCAUCGCCACGCACGUGCUCUGCAGCGUCACCGACGCCCGCAAGCUGGUCAACGAGUGCCGAAGGGUCCUCGCUCCGGGUGGCAAGAUGCUGUUCAUGGAGCACGUGGCCUGCCCGCGGGACUCGUGGGUCUACCAGCUGCAGUUCUUCCUGGACCCGCUGUGGCAACUGCUCACGUGUGGCUGCCACCUGGGUCGCGACGCGAGCGCCGCGAUAAUCGAAGCGGGCUUCCGGGAGGUGUCCCUCAAGGAGGUCUACCUGCCCAUCCUGGCGUUGAUUAGCCGGCACGUCUACGGGGUGGCCACCAAGGCGGGCGCGCCCGGCCCCGUGCACCGAUCGACUCGGCGCACGCCGCCGCCGCUGCUUGCGAGGCCCGCCGUCGACCAGCCGAUGCCGCAGCCGGCUGUGCCCGAGGAACUGCCCCUCGCUGGCCUGGGACCAGAGGCUGAGCCGCUGGCUGCGCCGUCGACAUCGUAGCGCCGCCGCGCGUGCUACGUUAUUUAGUAACGGUGUACAUUAGUAAAACUCAUUUUUGACCACGCAAGAGAAGGUUGUAUAGUGAAGUACAGUGAAGGUCGUAUAGUAUAGUAAAGGGAAGCAGCAGGCGGGGUUCGCGCUUUGGUGAACGUCAAAGGCUUUUUACAUGUGCAGGAAAGUGCGGGCUGGACGCAAGCAGACAUAUGGCAGCGUGGCAUAUAGUACGGUCGGAGAUAAAAUAAGACGAAGAACGUAGUGACAGCGUUAUAGAACACACGACAGUAUGACGUGCACACUUUAGUUUAUUUUCCUUGAGAGAGAGAGAGAGGUGGAGAGAGAACACUUCCUUGCUGGGGUCAAGGGAGGCGGGGCCGGGAGACUGGCUCCACCGGGGCCUCCCUCCUUGAGGCUCGAUCACACCGACAAUGAAGGCAUUCAUGAAGAAUUAGAUGAACAAUGUCUUGUGCAGUGCGAGUUGCCGAAGAUGCAUUCUCAGCGGCACGCGGAUAACCUGCUGCACCGUUAUAUACCCUCGUUCUGAUGCAUUUGGUGCACCGUACUGACCCUUUUCGCUAAGCAGUUCGCUCUAGGGAGCGAGAUAGAGCUUUCGGCGGGGCGCCGCACGUUGCCUCAUCGAAAGCGCACGAAUACGACGCCAUUGCCUCUUAUGCCCUGCUUCUGUGCGAUCAGCUGUCGGAAAUGCAACUGGGUUUUCUCUAACGCACAGUGCUCCAUUAAUGCUGCGAAAUAUGGAGAGGGGAAGUGAAGACGUGC